Siniperca chuatsi (mandarin fish) is the source of this 3088-nucleotide messenger RNA. It is a transcript of the gene pgghg, whose product is annotated as protein-glucosylgalactosylhydroxylysine glucosidase. Bases 484 to 2571 code for a protein of 695 amino acids. Gene Ontology annotation, biological process: carbohydrate metabolic process. The record is from RefSeq and is a predicted model, not a curated record. NCBI's taxonomy places the organism in Eukaryota, Metazoa, Chordata, Actinopteri, Centrarchiformes, Sinipercidae. Gene Ontology annotation, molecular function: catalytic activity. The transcript is spliced from 14 exons.
AAGUGUAUAUUAAUAUUGUUUUUCUUAAAGCUGGGAGUUGCCAUCAUACAUUGUGAGGUUAGUGCAUUUGACAUUUCACUAAAAUCUAAUGAACAUGGUAAUUUUGUAGUGGUGUCCUACCUAAUGAUCCACUGCACAGCUGGGUUUAGACACACUCUGCCUGAUCGUCCACGUUAAAUCCAUGCCAUGUUUUCCAGCAGACCCUAAACCAUGUCCAGGUUUUCUUUGCAGCACACAGAGCUACAUGGCCUUUUCCUACAGCUUUCACAUUCUACUAACUUAUAGAUCCACAUCAACAACUUUUGACUUCUUUGCUUUCACUAGAUGUGAAGGAAUUAUAGCACAAAAGCAGUUUUUUAGAGGUUAAACUGUAAAGAACAAGCGGCGUGGGAACUUCUGCAGAGCUGGGACCUUCUCAACAAACCCUGACUGCAGACUUCCUGGUUCAAUUUAAGCUUUCCAGGUAAAGAUCGCCUCCUCGCCAUGUCCUGUGACUCAGACCCUUACAUCUUCUCCACCGACACUCUACCCACUGACCCCCGCUUCCUCCCUCCACUGGCCAAUGGGCUUCUGGGAUGGAGGGUGUACAACAAUAUCAUGCACAUGGGUGGCGUGUAUAACGGGGAGGGCGGACGUUGUCACCGAGCAGAUGUCCCCUGUCCUCUGGCUGUGAAGGUUGAGACAGAGGAACCAGCCCAGCACACCUACAGCCUAGACACCCACACAGGCAUUUUUACCCACACUCUGAGCUCAGCAAGUGUGACCGUCUCACAGUCUUUGUAUUCACACCGAUACUACUCCAACCUGAUGGUGAUGGAGAUACUGUUGGUGCGUCAGGUGACUUCAGCGGAGCCAGUCACUGUUAAGCUGGAAAGCUCGUUCACACCUGAGAGCAAAGACAUCGUUUUUGAGUCUGGUCCUGAUUACAAAGGAGGAAGGCACAUCCAAGGAAAGACGACCAGUGCGGAGUACCCAGGAGGCUCCUGUCCCACAGUGCACCUUAUCUGGAUCCCCAUACCCUCCACUCUGACACUGCUUCCAGAGCAGAGCAAGGCUCGCUGGGGCUUCAUCGUGGUUGUGGCCAACAGUUUAGACACUGCUGAGGCCAAUUUUGACGAGGGCCUGAAUCUAAUGGCGACUGGUAGCCUGCGUCCGUCUCACGAGAAAGCCUGGAAAGAACUGUGGCUGCAGAGCAAGGUGGAGGUGGCAGGGUCAGACAGCCUCUACAAGGCUCUGAUUGGUUGCAUGUUCUACUUGAUCAGCGCCUUCCCCUCAAUACAUGACACCUCCAGCUCUUUUGGUGGAGUCAGUCCAGGCGGGCUGUCUAAUGGUGGGGAUGGUCAGGACUACUGGGGCCAUGUUUUCUGGGACCAGGACAUUUGGAUGUAUCCUGGUAUAGCCCUUUUCUAUCCCAAGCUAGCCCGAGCUGUGCUGGAAUACAGGGUUCGGACUGUAGAUGGCGCAAAAGACAACGCCCAAAAGCAGGGCUACAAGGGACUAAAGUUCCCAUGGGAGAGUGCUGUGUCAGGGAGGGAGGUGUGUCCAGAGGACAUUUAUGGACAACAAGAGAUUCACAUAAAUGGAGAUGUCACCCUGGCCUUCCAACAUUAUCUCUACCUCACUGAGGAUCUGUCCAUGUUCACAGAGGGCCAGGGCAGUGAGGUGAUAUAUGGUGUGGCUGAUUACUGGGUUUCUAGAGUAACAUGGAGCCCUGAGGACCAGAAGUAUCAUCUCUUAGGUGUCAUGCCACCUGAUGAGUACUACUACAAUAUCAACAACUCUGUGUACACAAACACAGUGGCCAAAUUCAGUCUCCAGUUCGCUGUAGAACUGGCUUACCUCCUCCAACAUCCUGCACCAAAGGAAUGGCAAGAAGUGGCUGAACACCUCAAAAUACCUUUUGACCAAAAAUCCCAGUACCAUCCUGAGUUUGAUGGCUACAUUAAAGGUCAUCCAGUGAAGCAGGCUGAUGCAGUGAUGUUGGGCUAUCCUCUUGGAUUGCCAAUGUCCCCAGAGAUCAGGAAAAAUGACCUUGAGGCGUAUGAGCCAGUAACAGCUCCUAAUGGUCCAGCCAUGACAUGGGGUAUGUUUGCAAUCAGCUGGCUGGAGCUAGGGGAGGCUGAGAAAGCUCAACAUUUACUUGAGAAGUGCUUCAAAAACAUCCAGGGACCGUUUCAGGUAUGGAGUGAAUCAUCAGAUGGCUCUGGUGCGGUCAACUUUCUCACGGGUAUGGGAGGAUUCCUGCAAGCUGUGCUGUUUGGUUACACUGGCUUCAGAGUUCAGAAGGAAUGCCUGGCCUUUUCCCCACUUCUUCCCAAUGACAUUUCUGAGCUCUGCAUUCGUGGUGUGAACUACCUGGGUAGUCAGAUGGACUGGCUGGUGAGGAAAGAUGACGUUUGUAUCAUACUGAGGGAACAUGCAAGCAGUGCUGGCAAGUCCUACAAUCUACAGGUUGUCCUGAAGGCAUCAGGAACAAAAAUCCCUCUCACGCCAGGGCAGCCAGUAACCUUUCCUCGAGAGCCCGGGUGUGUUUGUAAACUGGCUUCGACGUCCACCUGUUGGCCUUUCUGAAACAGCAACCAUGACCCUCCUAAUCAUUUAAUUUACACUGAAUUAAAAAUAUGUUGAGCAAAUUAUUUUAUAUCUAAGUUACUGUUAAGUUGUAUGUUGCCAUUCACUUGAGCAACCAUCGACAAAAUGUAUGAAGUUCUAUAGCUGUGUAACACGGUGGAACUACAAAUAAGCAUAAAAGGAUUUACAAAAUAUAAGUUGUCUGUUUGUGUUGAUUUGAUUAAAAGAAAAAUGCAAAAAGAAAAUGUGUAAGUGCUCGGACUGCUAAUUUGUUAACUCAGUGGAUCUUGCCUCUGGCUGGUAGCACCAUAAAAGGCUACAUGAAAUUUUAUAUAGAACGCAACAUUUUCUAAUUCAUGACACAGUGGCCUACAAAUAUUUCUUUCUGCAAUUUAUCUGCAUUAUUUAGAAUACAUUUAUAAAAAAGCUAUUAAGUAUUAUAAUAUGCCAUGUUACAAAACCAUAAACCACUUGUAUUGUAAAUGAAAUAUAUUCAAAUAAAACUCCUUACAUUAUG